Molecule: messenger RNA, 1169 nt
Organism: Athalia rosae (coleseed sawfly)
Lineage: Eukaryota; Metazoa; Arthropoda; Insecta; Hymenoptera; Athaliidae
Product: protein ALP1-like
Exons: 2
Coding region: 12-1058 (348 amino acids)
Source: RefSeq, a predicted model, not a curated record
CCUAUUUUCGAAUGACGCCUGAAUGUUUUGAAAAGUUGCUGGCUCUCACAGGACCCAACUUGACAAAAAAGACGGUAGUGCGUACUCCAAUCUCAGCUCGUACUCGACUCGAAAUCGUACUGCGUUAUCUGGCAUCCGGGGACAGUAUGGUAUCAAUUUCAUUUGCCUUUAGAAUCGGAAACAAUACUGCAUCUAAAAUUAUUGCUGAAGGUUGUGAAGAAAUUUGGCGAUGUUUAAAAGACACAGUAUUCUUGGUUGACAACGCAGAGAAUUGGACAUCUGUAGCAGAAGAUUUUGAAGCAAAAUGGAAUUUUCCGAAUUGUAUUGGGGCUAUUGAUGGGAAACACGUCACGCUGCAAGCUCCAGCAAAUAGUGGUUCCACAUUUUAUAACUAUAAGGGCAGUCACAGCAUAGUACUGCUGGCGUGUAGUGAUGCGCACUAUCGCUUCACAUUAGUGGAUAUUGGAGCAGAAGGUCGUCAGAGCGAUGGCGGGGUCUUCAGAAAUAGUGAGAUGGGUGGUACGUUUAAGGGAGAUCGGUUUCAACUACCUUCAUCUCGAGCUGUUAGCAGUGAUGGACCAAUCUUGCCAUAUGUUCUUGUGGCUGAUGAAGCUUUUCCGCUCACAGAAUACAUGAUGAGACCUUAUCCUCGAAGCCGUGCAUUAGAUCGGAGAAAAAAAGUCUUUAAUUACCGGCUCAGUAGGGCUCGCAGAGUGGUUGAAAGCGCAUUUGGUAUUCUUGCAGCAAAAUGGAGGAUCUUUCGUAAGCCAAUUGAGGCAUCUGUACCCACUGCUAAGAAAAUUGUGCAAGCAGCGUGUUGCCUCCAUAAUUAUAUAUUAUCGUACGAGGCAGAAACGCCUUUGCGGCCAAGAUUUUAUUCAACUUUAAGCACUGAUGAACGGUGUGCAACCUCCCUUGGGCUUUCUGACAUCCAAUAUCUUGGACCACACACACGCAGUCGACAUGCAACACAGAUAAGGGAAGACUAUGCUACCUUUUUCGAAGGCGCAGGUGCAGUUCCCUGGCAAUGGGAGAGAGCAAUGCAGAACGAUUUUUAAAACAUUGUUAAAUGAUUCGGCUUGUGCAAAAACUUGGUUUGUCUACCGCUUGCUUACCCAAUAGCUCUAAAUCUAUAAAUAUGUAUCAAUAAAUUGUUUUCCCGAUUAUAA